GUAAAUUCUUUGUGAGUGCGGAAGAGCCCCAUCAACAACGGCCACUCUCCACGCCUGUUCUCCGAACUCUACAAUCACAUCCUCUCAAAUCAAAAGCGCGCAAUCGUUUCAACAUGUCUGACGCUGGAGAUGAUUAUGGGGGAGGAGGAAACUCCCCAGCAUACGAGGAUGAGGAGCCCGAGUACGACCCAGAAGAGCCAGAGCCAUACAACGGCGAGGACGAAGUUGCCCAGAUCGAUGACCUCCAAGCCGCACAGAACCCCGACCAGCUCCUUGCGACUGGUGAGCACGGUGUUGUGAUCUCUGGCGACCCAUCAGCAGCCGCCGCCAAAGGAAAGGAUAAGGCCCCAAAGGAUAAGAAGAUCGCGAAUGACCAGAGGACAACCACUCCGUACAUGACGAAGUAUGAGCGGGCGAGAAUCUUGGGCACAAGGGCGCUGCAAAUCAGCAUGAACGCACCGGUUUUGGUCGAUUUGGAGGGCGAGACGGACCCGCUUCAGAUCGCCAUCAAGGAACUGAGGGAAAAGAAGAUCCCUCUGAUUGUCAGGAGGUACAUGCCAGACGGAUGGUAUGAGGACUGGACUUGUGAAGAACUUCUCACUUAAGAUUUGGCUCGGAUGGGUCCCUUUCUUCAAUACUUUCUGAUUUCUUAGCGAUGCAUAUGAUAAUGGGUUCUGGAUGGAGAAAAAAAUGGCGUUCUGGACACGACUGAAGUCUGGUCUGUACAUCACAAUGAAAAUACAGGAGGCUUGAUUGUUCACAUAUACUGUAUUUGCGUGGUGCAUGCUGGCUCUAGUGCUAAGCUCUAGUCAUUCGUGUUGGCCCUAUCACUACUUUGAGAGACGGGG
Molecule: messenger RNA, 848 nt
Organism: Pseudogymnoascus verrucosus
Lineage: Eukaryota; Fungi; Ascomycota; Leotiomycetes; Thelebolales; Thelebolaceae
Gene: RPB6
Product: DNA-directed RNA polymerases I II and III subunit RPABC2
Exons: 3
Coding region: 114-605 (163 amino acids)
Biological process (GO): DNA-templated transcription
Cellular component (GO): nucleus; RNA polymerase III complex; RNA polymerase II, core complex
Molecular function (GO): DNA binding; DNA-directed RNA polymerase activity
Source: RefSeq, a predicted model, not a curated record